Messenger RNA from Hansenula anomala, 1651 nucleotides. RefSeq lists its product as uncharacterized. Bases 347 to 1651 code for a protein of 434 amino acids. The transcript has a single exon. The record is from RefSeq and is a predicted model, not a curated record. Lineage: Eukaryota; Fungi; Ascomycota; Saccharomycetes; Phaffomycetales; Wickerhamomycetaceae.
GCUUAAUCAUAGUCUCAGAAAACUGAUAUGAAUGUGAAUUGAAUACGCUUAAGCUUACUACCAAGUGCUAUUCAGUUACCUAGCCCACAGUUCAUUAUGGAGUCAACCAUAAAAUUGUACUUUUGUGGCACUUCAAUCAUCUAGUCAUGAUUCUAUUGGUUCCAAAGAUUAUCUUAAUUAGCUGCCUGACACAAAACUGAAAAAUUCAGAUACUUCAAAUUCCUCCACAAACAGAGAAGUGCGGGUCCCAGAGAGCACUAGCUACUUGAUGCUCAUACUGAAAACGACUGGCUUAUUUGGUAACUUGCAUAGAAUUGAAUCUAUCCUUUAAGCAAAGAUCAACAAGAUGAAAUUCAACAGUUUCUACUAUUCAAUCAUUUUGAUUCCAACAAUCUUUGCAACCACAGCUUUAACAGAUCCACCAACUAAAACAAUCACUGAAGUUUUGACCAUCACAUAUACACCAACAGAAACUUCUAAGAAUAACGUUGUUACAAAGACACUUUAUGAAACUAUCCAUGAUGGUAUCGAAUCAGAUCAACAAACCAAACCCGGGGACUUUGCACAAACACCUUCAGUUCCAGUAGCUGCUCCAGCUAAUGGUGAGUUUAUCAACAGCUUAUUAUCAGAUUUGAAAGCUCAUAAAAAAAUAGCACAGAAUACUAACAAAACAAAAGUUCUCGUACCAGGUUUAAACGUUGAAUCAACUAGUGGUGUUGUACCUGAAGCUAAUGAACAAUUAAAAUCUCAAGCUGGUGAAGAUGAAUUUGGAUAUGAUGCUGAUUAUUUUCAAAGUCGUUUAGAACCACUCAUUUCAAACCCAUCUGAAAAAGAUUUCCAUGAGUUGAAUGAAGAAAUUGAUUCACAAGUCAGUGAUGAAGAAGAUGAUGAUGAAGAGGAAGAAAUUUAUGAAGAGUCUGAAGAUGGUGAGGACUUUGAAGAUGAUGUUGAAGUUGCUGAUGAAUAUGAUAUUGAUGCCGAUGUUGAAAUAUCCUCUCCAUAUCAUCUUGAUCCAAAUUAUAGAGGUACCACCAACCCAAAGGAAUUAGAAAAACCAAGACCUGCUGAUGCCACAGACGAUAUCAAUCAACCAGAUCCUACACUCGAUCAAAACAAUCCACUAGAACACCAACAACCGACCAUUGAUGAGCAACAAAAAGAUCAAGACCCAGAAAAUAACAAUAAUCCUAAUGAGCCUCAACUGGUGGAUGAAGAUCUUUCAAACAAAUACACUCAUUCAAAUUUCACCAAGCCUGAACCUAAUGAAGAAGGACAUCCUAUCCCUCAACCAAUUGGUGAACAUGAUCCAGAAGAGGAAGAAAUAACAAAGGGCAAACAAGUUUUGGAUAAAGAAGAGACUGAUUCAUUAGUUAUUGGUAACAAAACUUCUGGAAUCCCAAAGAAGAUUAAAGGUAACAAAUUGAAAUCUGAAGAUAAUGAUUUUGAAAAUAGAUUCAUUCAAGGUUCGAUAAUUGAUGGAUUAGAUUCCAAAAACCAAACCUCUAGAACUGGGAAGUCAUCAUGUAGGCCAUUGAGCACAACUUUAACCAAGAUGAAUGAUGAUACAAGUGGAGGGUCCAUGAAUUAUAUUAGUUUGAAUUCAGUUCUUUUCAUUGUUGGGAUUUUAUCUGGAUUCAUGACAUUUGCAUAG